CUUCAUCCCGCUCCAUCCAUCUCCGUUUACCGUGCGGCUUUAUUAGACACACACCCUCUUCACUUCCUUUCCCCCUUCGACCUUUUUAUUGACCCUCGACUCAGCUUCGAGACUUUUGUUUUCUUCUUCUUCCUCUACUCGCCAUCCCGGCUUCUUUGUCACCUUCUGUCGCUCCUUUCUGCGCUCGCCUGGUUCGCGCAUAGAAGCUCUUUUGUUUUUUUCUCCCUUCUGUCCUCCUCGCGUGCCUUCAGAAUGGACACCAUCAAGUCUCUUCCUCUGCCUACCCUCGAUCGUCCUUUCGGCAUCGAGCUAUGGCCUAUUUUCGCCAAAGGCUACCAAGCCAUCUUUGGCUAUUCCCCGUCCGAGUUCAGAUUCGAACAGGGAAAGACUCCCAUGUCGACCUGGCAAGAGACGGUGAUCGCAUUGGGUUCAUACUAUGUUAUAAUUUUCGGCGGGCGAGAACUUAUGAAGCACCGCAAACCGUUCGUCCUUAAUGGACCCUUCAUGGUUCACAACUUCUACCUGACCGUCAUCAGCGGUGGACUUUUGGCACUCUUCAUUGAGCAGCUUCUCUCCACCGUGGUGCGCAACGGCAUCUUUCAUGCAAUCUGCAGCUACGACGGUGGUUGGACCGAUCGCUUGGUCAUGCUCUACUACAUGAAUUACCUUACCAAAUAUCUCGAACUCAUCGAUACUGUAUUCCUGGUCCUCAAGAAGAAGCCCCUCACAUUCCUACAUACCUAUCACCAUGGCGCUACUGCCCUCCUUUGCUUCACUCAGCUUCUUGGCAACACUUCAGUCUCCUGGGUGCCCAUCACCCUCAAUUUGACCGUCCACGUGGUCAUGUAUUGGUAUUACUUCCAAUCCGCCCGUGGUAUUCGCAUCUGGUGGAAGAAGUACAUCACCAUGCUCCAAAUCAUUCAAUUCGUCAUCGACCUGUUCUUCGUCUACUUUGCCUCCUACACCUAUUUCGCUAACAGCUAUUUCCCAUGGGCUCCAAACUAUGGUACUUGCGCCGGAGAAGAGUUUGCCGCCUUCGCUGGCAUGGCUAUUCUCAGCUCUUACUUGCUCCUCUUCAUCUCCUUCUACUUCGCAACCUACCGAAAGCAAACCGUUUCCGGAAGACCUAGGAGAAAUACCGGAAAGGAAGCUCUCAUUGCCAUGAAAGACUUGCCUCUUCCAGAUCCACACAAGCUCCAGGAGGAAGAGAAGAAGAACAGCAGCAACGGUGCUGUCACGACUGGACGAUCUAGCGGACCUACCACCAGAUCACGAAAGGCUUAGGAAGCUGAUGUGGACGACCGCUUCCGCGACGAUAUGCUUGCUUUAUUGAAAAGCGCUAAACAAGAUCAACAUGCUUUAGAAAGACGAAUCAGCGAAGAAGUGGUCCGGCAACAGCUGGGCUCUGUCUUUUCGGAUCGUUCGGAAUCCGCUUGCAUGGAUUCUGGCUGUGAAUAGAUUUGGGAUAGGGCCCAUUUUAGAAUCAUCUGGACAGAAGACAGCCUGGAUCAUUAGACGAGGUACGGCGACGAAGAGAGACGGGGUGGAGACGAAUGCGACCGGGAAGGGUGUACAAGUAUUGGCGUCAGCAAAGAUUGGAAGCCUGCUCGACUUCGGGUUCAAGUCCAACAGCGCAUCCACGGAGUCGGGUUUUGCUUUGUAUUUGUGUAAUUACUGCAUACUCACUAUUAAUGCAUGAAAAGUAAUGUGCAAGGAAGCAGCAUUGUAUAGCACAGGAAAUAAAAAGAUGCAAAAACUUUCUUGAGCAG
Molecule: messenger RNA, 1769 nt
Organism: Exophiala oligosperma
Lineage: Eukaryota; Fungi; Ascomycota; Eurotiomycetes; Chaetothyriales; Herpotrichiellaceae
Exons: 3
Coding region: 253-1284 (343 amino acids)
Biological process (GO): very long-chain fatty acid biosynthetic process; fatty acid elongation, polyunsaturated fatty acid; fatty acid elongation, saturated fatty acid
Cellular component (GO): endoplasmic reticulum membrane
Molecular function (GO): fatty acid elongase activity
Source: RefSeq, a predicted model, not a curated record